AUGGCUAUAGCUCCGACAGUCCUAUUUAGCGGUUCAACCCGAGCAGCCUCCUACGAUUGCAUUGCCUCCACAGACUCAAUGGGCAGCGCGAAUAAUUCCGAUUACGACCAAUUCGUCACUGCAGCCGUAUCAACUCAUAUUCAGGACUCGACGAUAUAUGUUGAUGUGACUCCCUUAGAUGCCUCGACUGAACAACUUCUUUCUCUGCCGAAGGGAGUCAACACAACAACGGGUCGUUUCAAUCUGAUUUUCUCUUGGUACAAUAUUGGCGAUGAUGCAGAGUUUCGAUAUGGUGACUGGGAGGUGAGCGCGAGUGUAGCUCUGGAUGCGGGAGUAACGGCUACGUUCGGAAUGCGCUCACAGAUGGGAUCUAUUGUUCUUGGGUCCCGGGACUCUGAAGAUCUACCCAGCCUGGUUGGCCCCGCAUCGUCGAUAGUUGGUACUUUCCCGCGAAAUGCCACGCUUGCCAAGACCUACUGCUCAGGUUUGACCUCGAAAUUCUUUCGACCGCAAUAUACAGCGGUGCAAGGAUGGGUUGAAUUUUCGCGUAGCGGGAAUGCAAGUGCAGACGCGCGGGGUUUGUUUGGAUUGCAAGGGAAGGGCAUAAGCAUGAAGAGUAAGCUGACGGCGGUCAAAGAGGGGUGCUCAAUGGCUAUGAUACGGUGCGUUCCUGAUCAUGAUGGCUUUGAGGUAUGCUUGCAGGAUUUUUCAGAAUGA
Molecule: messenger RNA, 717 nt
Organism: Periconia digitata
Lineage: Eukaryota; Fungi; Ascomycota; Dothideomycetes; Pleosporales; Periconiaceae
Source: the annotation of a GenBank genome assembly